GCUUCCAUGGAGGCAUAGACAGACACGAAAGCAUGAACAGAAGAAAGUUUGGAUUCUUAUUCUGAGGAAAAUUUGGGCUGCAACGAACUGAAACCCUUAUCAUUAUUAGCUUGUCUCUGUGUUCUAUCGCUGGUGCAAUUCACAAUAGACUAUUCGUUCUGUUAUGGCGGCCUUGAUUUCCAAAAGGCUACUACGUUCUUCUGGUUCCUUACAUUCACUAGGACGAGGUUGCUUUGAUUCGCCUAAUGCUGGCUUUGUAUCUUUUUAUAAAUCAAAUGAUAUAUGCAGCAGUUUAUCUGGGGAAAGACUGUUUUCUGCAGAACGUUCUGGCCUUCUCUUGGCCAAGUCAAUGUUACGACAGUUUUGUACUUCAAUUUUAGCUCCGGGACCUGAUGAAGAUGCAUUUCCGUCUGAUUUGUUGUCCAAAAAGCCUCUGACAACAUCUGAACGUACAAUAGGGCUUUGUCAGGAUCUUUUAAUUCCAGUUACCAACUUUCAUAAUGAAGACAAGGGCUUUACAGUGUUACCUGGUGAUGUUUUUGAUUUGCCUAUCCGGAAGGAUAUUAUUCAUCGCCUUGUUAGGUGGCAGCUUGCAAAACGACAACAGGGAACGCACUCAACAAAAACUAUCAGUGAGGUCAGUGGUACUGGGAGAAAGCCUUGGAAACAGAAGGGACUUGGUAGAGCAAGGCAUGGUACGUUGCGUGGGCCUCAGUUCAGGGGUGGUGCCACUAUGCAUGGGCCUAAGCCUCGGAGCCAUGCUUUCAAACUCAAUAAGAAAGUUCGGCGUCUGGGGCUGAAGAUUGCUUUGUCAGCUCGUGCAGCAGAAGGAAAGCUUCUUGUGUUUGAGGAUCUGGAAGUUCCUACUCAUAAAACCAAGAACAUUGUGAAUUAUUUCAAACAAAUGGAGGACACCAAGAAACUUUUGCUUGUAGAUGGUGGGCCCAUAGAUGAAAAGUUGAAAUUAGCAACACAAAAUCUACAUUAUGUUAACGUACUUCCCUCCAUUGGCUUGAAUGUCUAUAGCAUUUUGCUGCAUGAUACAUUGGUGAUGUCCCGAGAUGCCGUGACCAGAAUUGUUGAGCGUAUGCGCACUCCUAUUAAUCGUUGAGACACAACAAUUUCUUGUGCUUCAUUUGAUUUACUCGGAAAUAGGAAUUGUAUGCUGAGCCCCUAUUUCUGUAACAUAAAGAGAUCCAAUGAGAAUAUCUUCAGUACGAGCAUUCUGUUAAAUUUGCAUAAGCUAGCAAUUUAGAUCAUUUUUGCCGCGUUGUAGGUUCAAACUUUGGAACUUGAUGGUCAAAUUUCGAUGUAAGGGGUUAGGCUUAUAAUGUUUUCGGAUUAGUUGAAUCUCAUUUUUC
Molecule: messenger RNA, 1361 nt
Organism: Abrus precatorius (Indian licorice)
Lineage: Eukaryota; Viridiplantae; Streptophyta; Magnoliopsida; Fabales; Fabaceae
Product: 50S ribosomal protein L4
Exons: 9
Coding region: 164-1111 (315 amino acids)
Biological process (GO): translation
Cellular component (GO): ribosome
Molecular function (GO): structural constituent of ribosome
Source: RefSeq, a predicted model, not a curated record